UAGUCUGUUCGCUGGUGAAAUAACGAAGCGGCUGUUGAAGAAGUUGUGUAACCAGUAAAACCACCGUGGAGUCAAAGGAGAAACCAAAAACAUCACGAGAUUUCCUGGAAUCAACACUUAUUAGUUUUCUCUUACUGUAAGUUUGUCUUCUGCGCGGUCUAACCUGCUUUGAAGCUUGAAAGCUCGCACUUAAUGUCGAAGCUGAGUCGGUGCUGAGUGUCAUUAUGAGAUGUCGUCUCAUAGCGCCUCCUUCGUGCAAAUCAAGUUUGAUGACAUCCUCUUUUACGAGAACUGUGGCGGUGGCAGCUUCGGGAGCGUGUACCGAGCCAGGUGGAUCUCCCAGGACAAAGAGGUUGCGGUGAAAAAACUGCUAAAGAUUGAGAAUGAGGCUGAAAUCCUCAGUGUCCUCAGCCACCGUAACAUCAUCCAGUUUUAUGGCGCCAUUGUUGAGGCUCCCAAUUAUGGAAUUGUCACUGAGUAUGCAAGUGGUGGAUCACUAUAUGAUUACCUGUCCAGUGACAACAGUGAGGAAAUGGACAUGGGACAGAUUAUGACAUGGGCUGCGGAGAUUGCACGAGGAAUGCACUACUUACAUUCAGAGGCCCCUGUUAAGGUGAUCCACAGAGACCUGAAGUCCAGAAAUGUUGUUUUAGCUGCAGACAGAGUUCUCAAGAUCUGUGAUUUUGGAGCAUCCAAGUUUUUGACCCACACAACACAUAUGUCCUUGGUGGGUACGUUUCCCUGGAUGGCUCCAGAGGUGAUCCAGAGCCUGCCUGUGUCUGAGACCUGUGACACCUUCUCCUAUGGUGUGGUGCUUUGGGAAAUGCUCACCCGUGAGAUACCCUUCAAAGGCCUGGAAGGCUUACAAGUGGCCUGGCUGGUGGUAGAGAAGAAUGAGAGGUUAACCAUCCCCAGUGGCUGUCCUGCAAGCUUUGCUGAGCUCAUGAGAAAGUGCUGGGCAGUCGAGCCAAAAGAAAGGCCAAUGUUCAAGCAGAUUCUCUCCACUUUGGAGUCCAUGUCUAAGGACAGCCAACUUCCUGAACAGUGCAACUCUUUCCUUCACAACAAGGCUGAAUGGAGGUGUGAGAUUGAAGCGACACUUGAGAGACUUAAGAAGCUGGAGAGAGACUUGAGCACUAAAGAGCAGGAGCUGAAGGAGAGAGAGCGGCGUCUAAAGAUGUGGGAGCGCAAACUCAUCGAACAAUCCGACAGCCCGUUGCUGCCCACUCUUGACAUCUAUAAAUGGACAGAGGAGGAUGUGUAUUUCUGGAUGCAGCAAAUAUUUGGUGCAGGGGAGAGUGCAUGUGGCAUGCAGCUGUAUGCGGACCUAUUUAAGGGAAAUCACAUCACCGGAAAGAGGCUGUUAUUAAUCACAGAAAACGACAUGCGGGAAAUGGGAGUCAAGUCCAAAGGUCACAUCAUGCACCUUAAGGCUGAAAUUGAAAAGCUAACCAAUGAUUACCUCGGGCUCGUCCAUUUCCCACCACUGUUGAAGGAUGAGCUGGAGACAGAGGUGGAAAAAAGUAAAACUGUAAAUCUGGAACUGGUAUUUGGGUACCACUGGAAACCUGGGACUGGAAAGUCUGACUGCAAAUGGAAAAUGUACUUGGAACUUGAUGGAGAUGACGUUGCAGUAACCUACAUCAAAGAUGUCAUUUUUAAUACCAACCGACAAGAUGUUGAAGUCCUGCGGAUGACUAAGCCACCUUUUGUGAUGGACAAAUGGAUCGUUGGAAUACAUCAGAACCAGAGAGUGGACUACACAGUCAAUUAUGAGAAUGAUGUGAAAUCACCAAAGUCUACUAGACACAGCUGCUCUGUGACCUGGAGUCACAGUAGUGGACAAGAUGACAUCAAGACUGUGGAGCUGGUCAUCGAAACAGCACCAGCUGACAUUGAGUGGAACCCCAGGAGCAGGUCUAACUCUGAUAUAGAUCCAACGUGGAUGUACCACGUACGGCUGAAGCAAAUGAUGACCCAGAAAUCACUGCCAUCGACUACUGCUCUGACUGCCCUUACUAGUUCUGAUGCCCGCACUCUCCCUCAGUUCCUGUCUGUACAUGAAAGCCAGGUGUUUUCUUAUGCUGCAGCUGUGCGUCGCUCUCCAAACCGCAUGCACGCAUCUGCCUGGAAUGACUCGCGUAGCUCUUCGCCAACUGCCAGCCUGUCGGCCAAGCUCUCGCCACUGCAUCUGGGGUCAAAGGGAAGCAGUCCCUCCAGCACUACGUCAGAGAGCACGUCAGAAAGAGAGCGUGAGCGCCCACUCAGUGCUGGGGCAGUGUAUGACCACCGCAGAUACAGUUACUUUGGUAAUACAUUAACUGUGCAAGGGGGGCAGGGUAGAGGCAAUGCAUGGAGCAGUACUAGAGGUAGCCAUAUUCAUAAUAAAACCAGCAGAACUUCACGUCAGCCAGGGAGGACACGGUCCAACAGUUACAGUGUCACAGCACAGAACCACCGAACCAUGAUACCAGGUAUAUUUUCUGUAACAGAAAACCCCAGUGAGGAAAAAGAAGAGGCCAAAGCCAGUGAUGGAGGGUGGAUCAAAGUGGAAUCAAAGAAAAGAUUACCACGUCAGGACAAUAAACAAGUCAGAGGUCGACAGAGGAGAGGCGGCAGAGGAGGGCGUGGUGCUGCUGGUGGAAGAACUUAAAGUAGCCCACACAUGAAUUGACAGCUUCUUGAAUGCUGAACAUUUCAUGCACUGAAACAGUUUUACCUAUGAAUCAUGUCUACCUACAUGCUCAAAAAUGAACUGCUUGUUGAUCUCAUGGAUGCUUAUGAUCUCCAUGUAGUUCUAUUUUUGAAAAACUGGCUGUGGUCCAGUUAGUAAUGUGUAUUUAUUAAACUUUCCAAAUGUUUCUUCCAUCUGAUGGCAAAUCAAACUGAUAGAAUACAUCUAUCAGUUGAGUUUCUUCAAGUCACCAAAUAAACAAUCAUAUGCCCAGACCCAGUAUCAAUACAUUUUCCAAAACCAUUUCUUGCCAUCCAUAGGCCUACUUACUGAUUUGCCUAAUUUGGUGUCACUCUCUUUCUGCACAGUAUUUUUGGCAAUGACUUCCAUGAUCUCCUGGUUCACCUGUUAGAAAAUGGUCAUAUAACCCAGGUGGAUGCUUGUUAUUUUAAUCAGUUUUGUGUUACAGGUCCCUAACUUUGUUAUUAUGAUCCCUGUUUCAAUCAUGUCCACUUCAUGCUGUUUAAAUAAAAAUGUCAUUCUGUCA
Scomber japonicus (chub mackerel) is the source of this 3221-nucleotide messenger RNA. RefSeq names its product mitogen-activated protein kinase kinase kinase 20a (gene map3k20a). The record is from RefSeq and is a predicted model, not a curated record. The transcript has 20 exons. Gene Ontology annotation, biological process: protein phosphorylation. Gene Ontology annotation, cellular component: cytoplasm. Bases 230 to 2653 code for a protein of 807 amino acids. Lineage: Eukaryota; Metazoa; Chordata; Actinopteri; Scombriformes; Scombridae. Gene Ontology annotation, molecular function: ATP binding; protein binding; protein kinase activity.